GGCCGCAAAAGCAGCGCACGAAAAAGCCAACUAUUGUCAUGGCCUUCGAUGGUUUCGUCCGACUUUUCUCUUGGCUAUCCCGGCACUUGGUUUUCAGCCAUCGUCGGUAACGGUCGCGCGCAACGGAUAACAGACUUAAAGCCACGAAAUUAAGUGCCAGUCCAAGGAUAUCCGUCGCUUCGGUUUCGUUUCAUCUUUUAAGCAUGUUUAACACAACAUCCUGGAAGUCGAUAGUUAGUUUCGGCGUUAUCCUUACAGUCUGCGUGACCCAGGGCAACGGGGCGUAUACUCGUGAAAUUGUGAACGACAAACUGCCGUUGCAGGAGAGACCUCCAUGGCUGCAGACAUGCAAACGAUCUAAUCCCAAUGAGGACAAGUGCUUUCGGCAGCUCUUUGAGGGAUGCUUUCCGGCACUGGCCGCAGGAAUUCCCGAGAUCGGUGUGAAGAGCUUUGAACCCCUGAACAUUGACCAGGUUUCGGUGUCCAAAGGCAGUGGCAACCUGGUGCUGUCCGGCGGAUUUCAAGAUCUAGUAAUCCGUGGACCAUCAAACGCGACUGUGCGCCGUGCCAGCUUGGAUCUGGAGCGGCGUCUGCUAAACUUCGAGCUGGAACUUCCAAGGCUAAGAAUCCGGGCCAAAUACAACCUAAAGGGAAAUAUUCUGCUUCUCCCACUCAUCGGCAAUGGAGAUGUGGCCAUGGCGCUGAAGAAUGUUCACACGACGGUAUACACAAGGAUCUCCCUGAGGAAUGAAACCCGCACCGGUGACGAGAUAAUCCACAUCGAUGAAAUGAAAGUGGGCUUUGAUGUGGGCGCUAUGCGCAUCCAUCUUAAGAAUCUUUUCAAUGGGAAUGACAUCCUGGCGGCCUCUAUCAAUUCGUUUCUAAACCAGAAUGGCAAAGAAGUUAUAGCAGAACUGCGUCCAGAUUUGGAACUGGGAUUGGCUGACAUUUUCCACGGCCUGUGGAACAACGUCUUUUCCAAAAUGCCUACCAAACUUUGGUUGGUUUAGUGAUCCCAUGGACCUAAUCCUCCGUUUAUGUAUUAUAUUCAUAAUUUAUUUCGCUUUUAAUUGUGUGCUUAUUUGUAGGCUAAUAUUUGUACUACGAUUAAAUCAAUAAGAUGAAAAA
Messenger RNA from Drosophila eugracilis, 1128 nucleotides. RefSeq names its product protein takeout (gene Jhbp4). The coding region runs from base 204 to 1010 and encodes 268 amino acids. The transcript has 3 exons. The record is from RefSeq and is a predicted model, not a curated record. NCBI's taxonomy places the organism in Eukaryota, Metazoa, Arthropoda, Insecta, Diptera, Drosophilidae.